AUGUCCCGAUGGCCUCGGAGAUGGGCUCGGCCUCGCUGGGUGCUCCUGCUCCUCUUGGGCUUCCUGCUCCUGGUGACUCACGCAUGGCUUACCACAGAGGGAAAUGACCUCGCUGACCAAAACAUCAUGGCUGAGUACUUCCCCGCCACCGUGGAGUAUGCCUUGCACUCCUUCAACCUGCAGAGCAGGGACACUCACGCCUACAGGCUGGUUCGCAUCCUGAGGGCCUGGAAGGAAAAGUUGGAUUCCAUGCUGGCUUUCUCCAUGGAGCUGGAGCUGCGCCAGACCAGGUGUGGGAAAUUUGAAGAGGACAUUGACAACUGCCCCUUCCAGGAAAGCCCAGAGGUGAGCAAUGGGAGGCACGGAACGCUCAGCUGCUUCUUCACCGUCAGCACCCAGCCCUGGAGAACCAAGUUUGAUCUGCUGAACAGCACCUGUGAGGAGGGCGUCCCGGACUCCUGA
Molecule: messenger RNA, 462 nt
Organism: Trichechus manatus latirostris (Florida manatee)
Lineage: Eukaryota; Metazoa; Chordata; Mammalia; Sirenia; Trichechidae
Product: cystatin-9-like
Exons: 3
Coding region: 1-462 (153 amino acids)
Biological process (GO): antimicrobial humoral response
Molecular function (GO): cysteine-type endopeptidase inhibitor activity
Source: RefSeq, a predicted model, not a curated record